This is a messenger RNA of Fusarium sp. VM40, 1071 nucleotides long. The record is from the annotation of a GenBank genome assembly. NCBI's taxonomy places the organism in Eukaryota, Fungi, Ascomycota, Sordariomycetes, Hypocreales, Nectriaceae.
AUGGUUCAAGAACGUACGCGAGCCUCUCAGCGCUCGAAAAAUGCGAGUGAAGCUGCCCAAAAUGGACCCCCCUUGGCUAUAAAGAGCAAAGUUGUCCGACGGGAUCCAGAGAAGAGACGCUUGCAGAACCGUUUGGCACAACAGACCUACAGGGAGAAGCAGAGGAAGCGCAUAGAGGAGCUCGAGCGUCGUGCUGCAGGGCAAGAGACCGAUGCCUCAGGGACCAAUGCUGGGCCUCUCCCUGACACGUUCGGGCUAGUUCAAGAAUUCGGUUCCGAUCUCAUUAGUGACGGUCUUGGUGCUGAGACCAUCAAUCCCUCAUAUCUCCAGACCAACACAGGGACAUUGGUAUCAAACUCAACGACAGAUAUUGGGUCGUGGAACUCGAACUUGUUCUUUCACGACUUCGAUCAAUGGCUUACAGUAAGCCCAAUUUGCAACCAGAACUCAACAGCAGUCCUAUUUUUCAACUGUGGUUGUCCUACGCUUCAUAUCCCCAAUACUUCGAGAGAAGUUCUCCUCCCCGUCAUCCCAGACCCCUACAAAAACAAUCUUCAGAUUGAUGUCAUUUGCAUAAUCAGCGCUAUGCUAGAGAACUGUCUUGCGUUAGGAAUAACGCGCUCCAUGUACUGCUCUGACGACGCUGUCUCGCCCUUUUAUAGGCACAAUGCAGAGACAGAUCCUAGCUCGGAGGCUAUCAUCACAUCUGUCCAACGUGUGUCUCGCACAAUGCAUUUUGACCUGCGGCCAACGCGGCAACAGAUCGUUGUAAACCAUCACCCUUUCAUUGAUGUGAUCCCCUUUAAGGAUAUCAGGGACAACAUCAUCAAGCACAUGCACGACAUCGACGAGGAUGAGUUUUUUCACGACUCUCUCAAUCACUUGACUUGCUGGGGAAGUGUUACUGGGGCACACACCGGAACCCCUUGGGAUUCUAGAAGUUGGGAUGCGACGGAGGAGUUCUUGCAGAAGUGGUCGCAUAUCGUAGGGGGCGAAGAAGGCGAGUUGGCCAGGAAUUCGCGGUGGUGGAGAUCCCUUCGUGGUGAGAGAACAGUGACUGAGAUAUUCUAA